GAUCCUAUUAGUCAUGGGUACUCACUUUGGUCUAGGUGUGGUAAUCUUGGCUGUUUUAGCCACAGCGCUCACUGAACCAGAUGUCAAAGUAAUAUGUGCGAAAGACUCCGUGCGAGUCAUAUGGAGGGUAGGACCCCAGUUUGUGCCACACGCGGCCCGGUUCUUUCUCGGGAGCUGCAUGCCAUCGAAGUGGACACUUCUACCCACUGGAGAGGGGGAAGCCCGUUUUAACUAUAAAUUUUCUGACUGCAGGUUUACAAAACAGAUUAAAGGCAAACACAUAAUGUAUCAUAAUGAACUGAGCUUCAGGCCACAGGGGAGACCAAAACCUGCUGUUUUUAAGCAUCCAAUUAAAUGUGUUUAUAAAAGGUCUGAUGACUGGGUCCCCAAGUUCCUUAACCCUGGCUCAGGUGUUUCUUCAGGUCAGAGUAAGCUGGUCUUCCAUAUGGCCCUUCUUAAUGAGCAAUUGACAGGUGUUGCAAAGUCAAACGUGAUCCCUCUGGGUUCGUUCAUGCCUAUAUGGGCAGCAGUGGAACAAAAGGCCCACCAGCCACUGCUAAUGCUUAUGGAUGAAUGUGUUGCAGCCACCACACCAGAGCUGCACCCUGAUGCCCAAGUUUACCCCAUCAUUGGCAACAAUGGUUGUCUCCUGGACAGCAAGCGGGGAAGCUCAAUGUUCCUGCCCAGGUACCACACCUCUGCCAUCAUCCUCUACCUGCAGUCGUUCAAGUUUGGUCUGAAUGGAGAGGUGUACAUCCACUGCAACCUGGUUGUUUGGGACAGUAAUGUUCUUGAUGGACAAAGGAAGGCCUGCCAUGUGAAGGAACAUGGAAGUUGGGAACUACUUGAUGACCCGUCAAGAAGCUCCUUGUGUAACUGCUGUGACUCGGUCUGCACACCUCGCACCAGAAGAUCCUCUGAACAGGCACAUCUCGGCACGAGUUUCAAUUCAGUGUUGGGACCAAUUAUUAUAAGGGAUGAAGCCGGCUCAUCGCUUUAGUCUGCAGCUGCUGCCAGGAACUGGUCACACUGAUGGAGACCUGGUUACUGCCACACAUCCAUAAUUUCCGAUUCAAAGGACUUGAUGUAGCUUAUUGGACUCUUUAAAAAGCUACUGUAACUUCAUGAUGGCAAAAUAAACCUUGUCAUUUUGACUCCAGUUUUUAAAAGAGCACUGUUCGUGGAAAGGCUUUAAUUUGAGAUUAAUAAAAGUUGAAAGGAA
Nematolebias whitei (Rio pearlfish) is the source of this 1222-nucleotide messenger RNA. Its product is annotated as zona pellucida sperm-binding protein 3. Gene Ontology annotation, molecular function: acrosin binding. Gene Ontology annotation, cellular component: extracellular matrix. The transcript has 10 exons. Gene Ontology annotation, biological process: binding of sperm to zona pellucida; egg coat formation; positive regulation of acrosome reaction. The coding region runs from base 14 to 1000 and encodes 328 amino acids. The record is from RefSeq and is a predicted model, not a curated record. NCBI's taxonomy places the organism in Eukaryota, Metazoa, Chordata, Actinopteri, Cyprinodontiformes, Rivulidae.